UUCAAAUGCAAAGUCUCCCUCCCCCACACAACAGGCUCACAGACAUUCCAUGCGCGCACAGCUGCACGCUGCUCGCGUCCGCCGUCUCCUCGUCGUCCUUAGCGAUGGCGGCGUCGUCCCCAGCGCGGCUCUAUUACCUUCUCCUGCUGGUUCUCUUCCUCGCCACGCCCUCCGUACGCGCUUCCUCGGAGCUCCGGCGCCGCGUGGAGGCGCCGGCGGCGUUGCCACCCGGCGUGGCCGAAGGGCGCGCGCGGCAGGAGUUCCACGUGCCGCCAACAAAGGGCCCGAUCAGGGAACAACGGAGGAGCAGGCCGCGCGGCGGUGGCACCGGCGCGUGGACCUUCUCAGCGAUGCUGCCCCGGGGGUUCGUGCCGCCGUCGGGCUCGUCCGACUGCCACAACGACAUGCCGGCCAACGCCGCCGACCCCCAAUUCUUCGCCUGUAGCGGUGCCGGGACGCCGUGACGACAAAGACCGGACGCCGUGGCGCCACCUUGCGUGCUUGGACCAAGAGGGGUGCAAAUCCAAGAGUAACCGUGUCCGUUCUCUGAAGCGCGGGAAUCGCGCGUCUCUCUGGUAACCUUCCCCUGAGGGCUCUUUGCAAGUGUAAAUGCCGGUGAGGCCUACCAUGUUCUUGUCUAGUUCUACCUCAAACAUUCAUCCAUGGAGCCUUAUCCCAACAUUUGCCCGUGUCACGAACGAUUCGGUGACUUGGAAGUCGGAACUCGUUUGACAGGAAAAAAAAAUACAAGCUACGUACGUAGCUUAAUAUAAGGGCUUCUUGUUUU
This is a messenger RNA of Zea mays, 787 nucleotides long. RefSeq lists its product as uncharacterized. The coding region runs from base 6 to 464 and encodes 152 amino acids. Lineage: Eukaryota; Viridiplantae; Streptophyta; Magnoliopsida; Poales; Poaceae. The transcript has a single exon. The record is from RefSeq and is a predicted model, not a curated record.